Cynocephalus volans (Philippine flying lemur) is the source of this 2538-nucleotide messenger RNA. Its product is annotated as HHIP-like protein 2. The record is from RefSeq and is a predicted model, not a curated record. NCBI's taxonomy places the organism in Eukaryota, Metazoa, Chordata, Mammalia, Dermoptera, Cynocephalidae.
AUGGCCAACAAGUACCACGGAGGCCUAGGUGGUGUCCUCUACGGGGAAUAUCCCUGGAAGUCUGAGGACGCGACUGCGACCCUCCGGCGCCUCCGACAGCAGAAGGAGGCAGACUCCGCGGGCACGUCUCACCCGCGGCACGGGCGGGAAGCCCGAGGAGGCCCCGGAGAGGCGCGCGUCCCGCGGGUCCUGCUCGGCCAGCCGCGGGAGCGCAGCGCCCGGCGCGUCCCCGCACCUCAACUCUUGAGGGUGCACUUACCAAACCCGGUUUCCAGGAACACACGCAUCGCGACAUCAAGCCCGAACUCCACAGGUACCCGCUCCAGCACGCGUAUUUCAGCCCAGUACAAAGUUUUACAGAAAGACCGCAGAGAACAAGGUUCCGGGCCCCUACUCUUGACCUUCAAGAACGACAAGAGUCAGGACCCGGCCGGAGCGGAAAAGUUCGAGCGGCUGCCGCGCCGGCUGCUCCGCGAGUUCCGGGGGCCUGGGGGACCCUCCCGGCGGGAAGGCCCGCGCGCCGCGACCGGGGUGGGGCCCGGAGAAGGGAGCCUCGCCGCGGCCCGCGACGCCCGGCCCGGCCCGCCCGCCCGCUUCCCGGCCCGCGGCCCCGGCGCCCGCCGUCCGCUUACCGGCAUCAUUGUGGACCCGAACCGCAUCGAAGCCGGGAGCGCCGAGGGGGCUCGGCGAGCGAGGCCGCCCGGAAGGCGGCGGACCUGUUGCGAGGCGGCAGCGGCACGCGGGUCCGCAGGGCCCUCCCGCAAGCGGGCGCCGCCGAGUCCUCGGCCCGCUCCGGGUCGCGGCUUUGUCUCCUCGGCUCUCGCGACGGCGCGGGCUCCCUGCCCGAUUCCAAAAACGUCUAAUCCCGACCUGGCCCAGCCACCCCCGCGAAGGCCCCGCCCCCACGCGAAGGCCCCGCCCCCACGCGCGCCGGCGGCUGGGGAAGGGCCGAGCGCCGCCGUGGGCACUUCGGCGCGGCGAGGCUGCGAACUGUCGGGAAAUGAGCCCCGGCUUCAGGACCGCGGUGGGGGCCGGCCCGACGAGCUGCGGCCUCCUGCGGGGCGUGGGCCCUCCCACGAGUGCUCACCCUACGCAGCCCACCUCUACGAUGCUGAGAACCCUCUGACGCCCCUCCGGAAGCUUCCUGGACUUUGCUCUGACUACUGCUCUGCAUUCCACUCUAACUGCCACUCUGCCAUCUCCCUGCUGACCAAAGGUCAUGGCCUCCAGGAGUCCCAUGAAAAGGAUAGUGCCCACUUCUGCCACCUCCUCAAUCUUCCUGACAAAGACUAUUGCUUCCCUAAUGUCCUGAGGAAUGACCAUCUCAACCAUGACCUGGGUGUGGUGGCCAAGGACCAUCAGGGCUGCCUGCAACUCUGCCUGACUGAGGUGGCCAACGGGCUGAGGAACCCCAUUGCCAUGGUCCAUGCUGGGGAUGGCACCCAUUGCUUCUUUGUUGCUGAGCAGGAAGCAGUGGUGUGGGUCUACCUCCCAGAUGGGAGCCGUCUGGAGCAACCGUUCUUGGACCUCAGGAGCAUCGUUCUGACCACUCCAUGGAUUGGGGAUGAGAGAGGCUACUCGGGGUUGGCUUUUCAUCCCAAAUUCCACCACAACCACAAGUUCUAUAUUUAUUAUUCAUUCCUUGGCAAGAAGAAGGUAGAAAAGAUCCGGAUUAGUGAGAUGAAGGUUUCUCGGGCUGAUCCCAACAAAGCGGACCCCAAAUCAGAGAGGGUCAUCUUGGAAAUAGAAGAACCUGCCUCAAAUCAUAAUGGUGGACAACUUCUUUUUGGCCUGGAUGGCUAUCUGUACAUAUUCACUGGCGAUGGAGGGCAGGCUGGGGACUCCUUCGGCAAGUUUGGAAAUGCUCAGAACAAAAGUUCCCUGCUGGGAAAAGUGUUAAGGACUGAUGUGAAUGGAGCAGGCUCAGAUGGCAAGCGGUACCAUAUCCCCCUGGACAAUCCCUUUGUUUCUGAGCCAGGGGCCCACCCUGCCAUCUAUGCCUAUGGGAUCAGAAACAUGUGGCGCUGUGCCGUGGACCGAGGGGACCCCAUCAUGCACCAGGGCCGAGGCCGGAUAUUCUGUGGGGAUGUGGGUCAGAACAGGUUUGAGGAAGUUGACCUUAUUGUUAAGGGCGGGAACUAUGGCGGGAGAGCAAAGGAAGGGUUUGAAUGUUAUGACAAGAAACUUUGCCUCAAUGCCUGUUUGGAUGACGUUUUGCCCAUCUAUGCCUAUGGCCGUGCAGUGGGGAAGUCGGUCACUGGAGGUUAUGUCUACCGUGGGUGUGAAUCCCCGAACCUCGAUGGCCUCUACAUCUUUGGGGACUUCAUGAGUGGUCAACUUAUGGCUUUGCAGGAAGAUAGGAAAACCAAGAAAUGGAAGAAACAGGAUGUUUGCCUAGGCAGCACCAAACUCUGUGCCUUUCCGGUAAUCAGUACUUACAGCAAAUUCAUCAUCUCCUUUGCUGAAGACGAAGCAGGUACAAAUUUGUACGGUUAUUUGAUGUCUGCUUUCUGGAACUUCAUCAUAGGCAUUGACUGA